AUGAAAGUUGCAAUUAUUUACUAUUCAACCUAUGGUCAUGUGUUGACUUUAGCUAAAGCUGUUCAAAAGGGUAUCAAAGAAACUGGUGCUUCAGCAGAUUUAUUUCAAAUUCCAGAAACUUUGAGUCCUGAAGUUUUACAAAAAAUGCAUGCUCCUGAAAAACCAACAGAUAUUCCAAUUGCAACUUUAGAUACUUUAACAAGCUAUGAUGCAUUUGUAUGUGAAUUUUUACAAUAUCGAUAUUUUAGAUUUAGAUUUAGAUUUAGAUUAAGAUUAUUUACUAACCAAUUAAUAGUUUUUUGCAAUUCCAACAAGAUAUGGUUCCGCACCAGCUCAAUUCUUUGAAUACUUUGCUGCAACUGGUGGUUUAUGGGCUCAAGGUGCUUUAUAUGGUAAACCAGCUGCGUUUGCUGUCAGUACGGGGACAUCUGGAGGGGGACAGGAAGGUAUGUCGAUUAAUUAAUUGACGUUGCUCAACGUUGUUUUAUAGAAAAAAAUUUGACUUCUUCAGUUGUUGCAAAAUUUUAGACUCAAAUUUUUAACGAUCAAUUUGGAUACUAACUUUUAAACCAGUCACCAUAAGAAAUACUUUAUCAUUUUUGGCUCAUCACGGUCUUAUAUAUAUUCCUCUUGGUUAUGCAAAAGCAUUCGCUUUACAAGCCAACAUUGAUGAAGGUAUGUAAUAAUUAUCAUCUGAAAUUAUGAAAAAAAAAAAAAAAAAAAUACUAACUUUGGAAAAGUUCAUGGUGGAUCUCCAUGGGGUGCUGGUACAUUUGCAGGUGGAGAUGGUUCAAGACAACCAUCUAAAUUGGAAUUAGAAAUUGCUACAAUCCAAGGUAAAGAGUUUGCUACAUCUGCUGCAAAGUUUGUUAGUAGUUCAAGUGUUGCAAAAUCUGCUGCUGGUGCUACCAAUUCAAAAUCAACAGCUCCAACAACAAAUGCAAAUAAUAAUGCUACAACUGCUGCUGCUAAUGAUAAGUCAACUGGUGCUACAUCUGAAAAGAAAAGUACUACUGCUGCUCCACCAAGAGCUCAACAAUCUACAAAAGCUCCAGAAUCAACUGAUAAAAGUUCAUGUUCAAAAUGUAUUAUAAUGUAG
This is a messenger RNA of Insectozyma verbasci, 1099 nucleotides long. The record is from the annotation of a GenBank genome assembly. NCBI's taxonomy places the organism in Eukaryota, Fungi, Ascomycota, Pichiomycetes, Serinales, Debaryomycetaceae.